AUGUACGUAAACCUUCCUCGUCAUCUAAACUUGGCUCUCAACCAGAAUGGUUUAUUUACGUAUAUUGACAACAAGGAAAUGAGGAAAGGACAACAAAUAUGGCUGGAGCUUAUGAAGGUGAUUGAGGAAUCGCACAUUGCAAUCAUCAUUUUCUCCAAGAACUAUGCUUCCUCAUGGUGGUGUUUGGAAGAGGUGGCAAAAAUCAUGGAAUGCAUGAAACAGAAGGACCUGAUUGUGUUGCCGGUGUUUUACAAGGUGGAACCAAGAGAAGUGAGAAAGUGGAGAGGGAGUUAUGGAAGAGCUUUGGCUAAACAUGAGUCCGAAUUCGGGAAGGAUUCGUACAAAGUGAAGAGAUGGAAGGACGCUCUUGCUAAUGCCGGUAACUUAUCUGGGUGGCACGUUAAUGAUGAAGUUGAAGCAAAGCUUAUAAAGGAAAUUGUGAACGAGAUCUCUAUGCAGCUUGAUCGAAGACCCUUACAUGUUGCUAAGCAUUUGGUUGGGAUACAUCCUCAAGUGAUAAAGCUGAAUUCAAUGUUAAAACUUGAGUCUCGUGAUGAUAUUCGCAUGAUAGGAUUAUGGGGACCAGGAGGCAUAGGGAAGACAACUUUAAGUUUAGAACUUUACAAUAAUAAUUAUAGGCAAUUUGAGGGUUCAUGUUUUUUCGCAGAUGUUCGCAAAGCUUCAGAAGAACCUAAAGGUUUAGUUGCUUUGCAAGAAGUAUUGUUGUCUAAGAUAUUACUGGGACAAAAAUUAGUAGUGUCUAGUUCUCAUAGAGGUAUUAAUUUAAUGCAAGAUAGACUUUGCCGCAAGGAAGUUCUCCUAGUUCUUGAUGAUGUCAAUGACAAAGAACAGUUAGAUGCUUUAGUCGGAGAACCAGGGUGGUUUGGUGAAGGAAGUAGGAUCAUCAUUACCACGAGAAAUAAGUAUUUGCUAACUUCUCAUGGGAUAGAUGAAGAUCACAUCUAUGAAGUUAAACCUCUAGAGUAUUAUGAUGCUCUUGAACUUCUCAAUAAACAUGCUUUUCAAAGAAACAACAAAAAUAUAAUAAGGAAGGAUCUUGUAAAUAUGGCUUUGCAUUAUGCUAAUGGACUUCCUUUAGCACUUAAGGUAUUGGGUUGUUCCCUUUGUUGUAGAAGAGAACGUGAGUGGGAAAGUACAUUGCAUAAUCUUGCCAAGUUUCCUAACAAGAUCAUCAAUGAUGCUCUUAAGUGGAGUUAUGAUGGACUAGAAGACCAUGAAAAGGAAAUCUUCCUUGAUAUUGCUUGUUUCUUUGAGGGGCAAUCUAAAGAGUACAUUAUGAGAGUUCUUGACUCUUGGGACUUUGACCCUACAAUUGUUGUACAAGUUCUUGUUGAGAAGUCCUUGAUAAUUGAAGAGAGAGAGAUCAUACGAAUGCGUAACUUGAUUCAAUUGAUGGCCAUGAAUAUCAUUAGACAAGAAUGUCCUAAUGAUCCUGGAAGACGUACUAGGUUAUGGCUUUUUGAUGAUUUUCGUAAUGUUCUGUCAAGGCAUUUGGUAACAGAUGCAUUACAGUCGAUAGUUUUAAUUUUACCUGAGCCAGAGAAAAUAAACAUAGGUCCUAAUGCUCUUACAAAUUUGAGAAGGUUGAAGAAGCUCAUCAUGAAGAAUGUGCAUAACUCUUUCCAAGAUCCCAUCUAUCUUCCUAGUGAACUAAAAUGGUUUGAAUGGCCUGAAUGUUGUCCUUGCAUCCCAAAAUCUUCCUCUGGUCCUAAGGAGUCAGCUAAACUUGAUUUGCAUGAAAGCAACAUCCAAGCACUGAGUAAGCAACUUAAGGAGAACUUCCAAGCACUGGAUAAGCAACUUAAGGUGCGCAUUUAA
Eucalyptus grandis is the source of this 1839-nucleotide messenger RNA. Its product is annotated as disease resistance protein RUN1-like. The record is from RefSeq and is a predicted model, not a curated record. Gene Ontology annotation, biological process: signal transduction; defense response. Bases 1 to 1839 code for a protein of 612 amino acids. The transcript is spliced from 3 exons. Lineage: Eukaryota; Viridiplantae; Streptophyta; Magnoliopsida; Myrtales; Myrtaceae. Gene Ontology annotation, molecular function: ADP binding.